This is a messenger RNA of Panicum hallii, 1868 nucleotides long. Its product is annotated as probable protein S-acyltransferase 7. Bases 233 to 1561 code for a protein of 442 amino acids. Gene Ontology annotation, cellular component: endoplasmic reticulum; Golgi apparatus. The transcript is spliced from 5 exons. Lineage: Eukaryota; Viridiplantae; Streptophyta; Magnoliopsida; Poales; Poaceae. The record is from RefSeq and is a predicted model, not a curated record. Gene Ontology annotation, molecular function: protein-cysteine S-palmitoyltransferase activity. Gene Ontology annotation, biological process: peptidyl-L-cysteine S-palmitoylation; protein targeting to membrane.
ACCCACCUUUCCCCUCCUCCCUCCCGCGGCUCGCGUCCGGCCCGACGCCGCCGCACGCCUCCACGCCAGGGCCCCGCCUCCUCCUCGCCAGGGGGACGUCGCGCCGCGCCGGGGAGGCCUCGCUCGGGGGGAGGGCUGGUCGGUCGGUCGCCCGUCGGCGCUGCGGCCCGUACAGGCGGAGGCCGGGGGGAGCUUGAUCUAGGGCUCUUGCCUGCCCCCCUGCGGCGGCGGGAUGUACGUGCCGCCGCUGCCCGGCGGCGCCGGCGGCCGCGACGAUGCGCCCGCCGGCGAGCAGCCUAGGGUUUACCAGGUCUGGCGGGGAAGCAACGAAUUCUUCUUGCAGGGAAGAUUCAUAUUUGGGCCUGAUGUGAGAUCUGUGUUUCUCACUAUGUUCCUCAUCAUUGCGCCAGUGGUUACCUUCUGUGUGUUUGUUGCAAGGCAUCUCAUGAAUGAUUUCCCCGAUAGCUGGGGCAUCUCAGUGAUGGUAGUAGCAGUUGUCUUCACCGUUUAUGAUUUGACGCUGCUUCUUUGUACCUCUGGUAGAGAUCCUGGUAUAAUACCUCGUAAUACUCAUCCUCCUGAACCUGAAUCCAUUGAUGGGAUCAAUGAUUCGGGAGGUCAGACUCCACAACAAUUUCGUUUGCCUCGCACAAAGGAAGUUAUUGUAAAUGGAAUCAGUGUAAGGGUCAAAUACUGUGAUACCUGCAUGCUGUACCGACCACCUCGAUGCUCACACUGUUCUAUUUGCAAUAACUGUGUGGAAAGAUUUGAUCAUCACUGCCCAUGGGUCGGCCAGUGCAUAGGACUGCGCAAUUACCGGUUCUUCUAUAUGUUUGUAUUCUCGACCACAUUACUCUGCCUGUAUGUAUUUGCCUUCUGUUGGGUGUAUGUGAUCAAGAUUAGAAAUGCUGAACAAUUGUCAAUUUGGAAGGCCUUGGCAAAGACACCAGCUUCAAUUGUUCUAAUUAUCUACUGCUUUCUUUGUGUAUGGUUUGUCGGUGGUCUGUCUGUCUUCCAUUUAUAUUUGAUGAGCACCAACCAGACAACAUAUGAGAAUUUCAGGUAUCGCUACGACCGGCGUGAUAACCCAUAUAAUAGAGGUAUUCUGAACAACUUCCUAGAGAUAUUCUGCACUGCUAUCCCCCCUUCGAAGAACAAUUUCCGGGCAAGGGUCACACUAGAGCAAGGGUUGCAACAAACACGCUCGCAGUCUAGAAGUUUCAUGAGCCCAAACUUGGGCAAGCCUAUUGGAGAUCUUGAAAUGGGCAGGAAGCCAGUGCCUUGGGAUGAGCCAAGGACAGCAGCUGAUAUCAGGGACUUGGAAGCAGGCCUUGAGGGCAUGUUUGACGAGAAAGAGGGCAGAAUAGCCCAUGCAUCCCCAGAUCUGAGCAGAGAUGAACUUCCAGCGGAGUUUGUGGAAGGCCGAGCUGGCAUGCAUUCGAGGCAGUCAAGCAGGGUUCACAGAGCAUCAGAUGAAGUGGAAGCCAUGGCUGUGCAAAUGGCUACCGCACGCGCAGAAGCUAAUGGAGGUAACAACGUUGCCUGGAAUGGCCCGCAAUAGCCAUAAAAAAAAAUACUUGCGUGUUUCAAUUGUGCAUGGAGUGGGUGUCGUGAUCAUGUCUCAAAGAGAACUGCCAUGUGUUUUCCACGUUGUGCCAGGCAACGCCCUGGAUUGGUGUAACUGUGAACGCGCUUGGUGUUGUGUCUGCCUGGUAGAGCAUCAGAGCCCUGCUGUGUUUUUUGUUUGUUUGGUUGGUUGGUGUUUUAAGGAAGUAGCCGACGAGCUUAAGCUCCCGCCUGGUUUGGAUGAUGUAUUUGUAUAUAACUAAAAUUAUCAGGUUGCAACAGAUGCUGUGUUUGGUUUGCCA